This is a messenger RNA of Synchiropus splendidus (mandarinfish), 5736 nucleotides long. RefSeq names its product DNA topoisomerase II beta (gene top2b). NCBI's taxonomy places the organism in Eukaryota, Metazoa, Chordata, Actinopteri, Syngnathiformes, Callionymidae. Gene Ontology annotation, biological process: resolution of meiotic recombination intermediates; sister chromatid segregation; DNA topological change. Gene Ontology annotation, molecular function: DNA topoisomerase type II (double strand cut, ATP-hydrolyzing) activity; DNA binding; ATP binding. The record is from RefSeq and is a predicted model, not a curated record. The transcript is spliced from 36 exons. Gene Ontology annotation, cellular component: nucleus. Bases 673 to 5439 code for a protein of 1588 amino acids.
UGUAAUGAAGCGGGUGACAUCAGAAAACUACAAUUUCCUAACAGAUGCGAGUGAAGUUCGUACUUCGGCGCAUCAUAAUCGUCACGACCUCGGCUCCUCCCCGUGCAGCGGCCACUGACCAUAUCCUGGCGAUCGCCGAGCGAGCCCAUUGUACCGCAAACGAUCCUCCCAUUGGCUGAGAUACCGGCACUCUGAGAAGCAGCGCCGUGAUUGGCUAGUUUGUCUACGAGACGAUUCGCAGUCUGUCUUGUAUAUGGCGUUGCUGGUCGGCUGUAACUACCAUCUAAUCCUUUUAAUUUCUGAAUGAAAAUGGUUUAAGUCCGCCCCUUUGUUGCAUUUUAGUCGAACUGUAAUGUAUUUCUCGCUUAGUUUCGAGGGAAUUUGAAACUGGCUUAGUUUUAACUGUAUUUUGUACAUAGUAUUUUUAAGAGACUGUAGCCUGGUUAGCAUCUUUGUUCAGAAGUUUAGGCCUACUGUUCUUCCGCUGGCAUCAUCAUACAAUAACAGCCGUCUGCUUGCUCGCUCGCGCUGCAUUGCUGAAAACACAACAUGGAAUAUCAAACGCUUUUGCUAGUUUGCGACAACUGAGGCGCCGUGUUUGUUGGACGAGUACUAUCGCUGAAAUUGAGGACAUUUAGCAGGCUACAUCUCAAUUUAAAUCCACAAAGGAAAAUGUCCAACGGCGCAGCAGGAAGCGGGGGACAAGCUUGGCUGGAGGCAGCCAAUGGACAAGGUGAUGUCAUUAAGAUGGAUGGGGCCAAGAAGGAUAAGGCCAAUUCCAAACUGUCUGUUGAGCGGGUUUACCAAAAGAAGACCCAGCUGGAGCAUAUUCUCCUGCGCCCAGACACCUACAUUGGCUCGGUGGAGCCCAUUACACAACCAAUGUGGGUGUUUGAUGAAGAAGUGGGCAUGAACCAGAGAGAGGUCACAUAUGUUCCUGGGCUUUACAAAAUCUUUGAUGAAAUUCUUGUGAAUGCAGCAGAUAACAAACAGAGAGACAAGAACAUGACAGCUAUCAAGAUCACUAUCGAUCCAGAGUCAAAUACAAUUUCUAUCUGGAACAAUGGCAAAGGUAUACCAGUUGUGGAGCACAAGGAUGAAAAAAUGUAUGUCCCUGCCUUGAUCUUUGGACAUCUUCUGACAUCCAGCAACUAUGACGAUGAUGAAAAGAAGGUCACUGGUGGAAGAAACGGCUAUGGUGCUAAACUCUGCAACAUCUUCAGCACGAAGUUCACUGUGGAAACAGCUUGUAAGGAAUACAGACACAGUUUCAAACAGACCUGGCAGAACAACAUGUCCAAGACGUCGGACCCUAAAAUUAAGUUCUUUGAUGGAGAUGACUUCACCUGCGUCACAUUUCAGCCAGAUCUAUCCAAGUUCAAGAUGGAGAAACUGGACAAGGACAUCGUAGCACUUCUGACACGGCGCGCAUAUGAUGUAGCUGGGUCCUGCAGGGGUGUGAAGGUUAAUCUGAAUGGCAAACGGCUACCUGUAAAUGGCUUCCGUAGCUAUGUUGAUCUGUAUGUAAAGGACAAGCUGGAUGAGACGGGAGUUGCCCUGAAAGUUGUGAAUGAGACGGUGAAUGACCGCUGGGAGGUUUGUCUCACCAUGAGUGAGAAAGGAUUCCAACAAAUCAGCUUUGUCAACAGUAUUGCCACUACCAAGGGUGGCAGACACAUUGACUACGUAGUUGAUCAAAUUGUGGCCAAACUCAUUGAGGUGGUGAAGAAGAAGAAUAAGGCAGGCGUGUCAGUUAAACCCUUUCAGGUGAAGAACCACAUAUGGGUAUUUGUUAACGCCCUCAUCGAAAAUCCUUCCUUUGACUCUCAGACCAAGGAAAACAUGACCCUGCAGACUAAGAAUUUUGGGUCCAAGUGUCCACUGUCAGAGAAGUUCAUCAAGGCUGCCACCAACUGUGGGAUAGUGGAGAGCAUCCUAAACUGGGUCAAAUUCAAAGCACAGACUCAGUUGAAUAAGAAGUGCUCCUCAGUGAAAUACAGCAAAAUCAAGGGCAUCCCAAAGUUAGAUGAUGCCAACGAUGCGGGUGGCAAACACUCCUCUGAGUGCACACUGAUCCUGACUGAGGGAGACUCGGCCAAGUCGCUGGCUGUCUCUGGAUUGGGAGUCAUUGGAAGGGAUCGAUAUGGAGUUUUCCCUCUCAGAGGCAAAAUCCUUAACGUCAGAGAAGCCACCCACAAGCAGAUCAUGGAAAAUGCAGAAAUCAACAACAUUAUCAAAAUUGUUGGCCUUCAAUACAAAAAGAGCUACGAUGAUGCAGAGUCUUUAAGAACACUGCGCUAUGGCAAGAUCAUGAUCAUGACUGACCAGGAUCAAGAUGGCUCCCACAUUAAAGGUCUACUGAUCAACUUCUUCCAUCACAACUGGCCGUCUCUCCUCAAACACAAUUUCUUGGAGGAGUUCAUCACACCAAUUGUCAAAGCGACCAAGAAUAAACAGGAGGUGGCCUUCUACAGUAUUCCAGAAUUCGAUGAGUGGAAGAAAAACACAGAAAACUAUAAAACAUGGCAUAUAAAAUACUACAAAGGUUUAGGUACAAGUACAAGUAAAGAGGCAAAAGAGUACUUUGCAGACAUGGAGAAGCAUCGUAUCUCAUUUAGAUACAGUGGUGCAGAGGAUGAUGCUGCCAUCACACUGGCCUUCAGCAAGAAGAAGACGGAUGACCGAAAGGAGUGGUUAACCAACUUCAUGGAAGAUAGACGUCAACGGCGGCUUCACGGUCUUCCCGAGCAAUACCUGUAUGGAACUGGCUCCAGACAUCUGUCUUACAACGACUUCAUCAACAAGGAGCUGAUUCUCUUUUCUAACUCUGACAAUGAGAGGUCCAUUCCAUCUCUGGUGGACGGCCUGAAGCCCGGUCAGAGAAAAGUUCUUUUCACUUGCCUGAAGAGGAACGACAAGAGAGAGGUAAAGGUGGCCCAGCUAGCUGGAUCUGUGGCUGAGAUGUCAGCUUACCAUCAUGGAGAGCAAGCCCUCAUGAUGACCAUAGUGAACUUGGCUCAAAACUUUGUGGGCAGCAACAAUGUCAACAUUUUGCAGCCACUGGGUCAGUUUGGUACUCGAAUCAAUGGAGGCAAAGAUGCUGCCAGCCCUCGUUACAUCUUCACUAUGCUGAGCCCUCUUGCCAAACUGCUGUUCCCAGCAGUGGACUCCCACAUGCUCAAGUUCUUGUAUGAUGACAACCAAAAGGUUGAGCCUGAGUGGUACAUUCCCAUCAUCCCCAUGGUGCUGGUGAAUGGUGCUGAAGGCAUCGGUACUGGCUGGGCCUGCAAGAUACCCAAUUAUGACCCCAGAGAGAUCGUCAAUAACAUCAACAGGAUGCUUGAUCACCAAGAGCCUCUGCCAAUGCUUCCAAAAUACAAAAACUUCCGAGGGGUGAUCCAUGAACUCGGGCUGAACCAGUACCUUGUCAGUGGAGAAGUGUCCAUUAUUGACAAGAAUACCAUUGAGAUCACAGAGUUGCCCAUCAGGACAUGGACUCAGGCUUAUAAGGAGUCGGUGUUGGAGCCGAUGUUGCUAGGCAGCGACAAGACCCCAGCACUGAUCAAUGACUAUAAGGAGUACCACACGGACAGCACGGUGAAGUUUGUGGUUCGCAUGUCUGAGGAGAAACUGGCUCAGGCAGAGGCUGCUGGGCUUCACAAAAUCUUCAAACUGCAAUCCACUCUCACCUGUAACUCCAUGGUGCUGUUUGAUCACAUGGGUUGCCUGAAACGAUAUGAUUCAGUACAAGACAUCUUGAGAGAGUUCUUCGAGCUGCGGCUGCAGUACUACAAACUGAGGAAGGAAUGGUUGAUUGGCAGUCUCGGAGCAGAUGCAAGCAAACUGUCCAACCAAGCCCGCUUUGUCCUGGAGAAAAUUGAAGGGAAGAUUACCAUUGAGAAUAAAUCCAAGAAGGACCUGAUCCGCAUGCUGGUCCAGAAGGGCUACGAGUCAGACCCUGUUGCUGCCUGGAACAAGGCUCAGGAGAAGGCUCACGAAGAAGACAAAGAUGGAAAUGAAAGUGACAGUUCAGUGGACUCGGGCUCCUCAUCAGGACCCAAUUUCAACUACAUCCUCAAUAUGCCUCUGUGGUGCCUGACCAAGGAGAAGGUGGAGGAACUGCUGAAGCAGAGGGACCAGAAGAGAAGAGAACUGAAUGAUGUUCAGAAGAAUAGUCCUGAAGAUCUUUGGAAGGAGGACCUGGCCGUGUUUGUCCAGGAGCUGGAAAACCUGGAGUCUCAGGAGCGAGAAGAGCAGAGUUCAGGAAAGGCCAUCAAACUGGUCAAAGGUAAAGUGGGAAAACCCAAAGUGAAAAAGUUGAAUCUCGAGGAGACGCUUCCCUCACCAUUCGGCCGUAGAGUGGAACCUCCAACGCAGCAGCUCAAAUCUGAUGCUGCCAAGAAGCUCACCAAGAAAAAGAAGAGUGAUAUUGACGCAGUGGUGAAGGGAGAGUUUGAUGAAGAGUCGCCAGGUGUUGAGGGUGCUACCGGCGAAAACCCUGGUCCGAAACCAAAGACUCAGCGAGUGAAGAAGGAAAAGAAAGAACCAGGAACUCCCCGGGUCCGGAAAACUCCACAGCCCAGAGGAACACCUGCCAAGAAGGUGAAGAAGAGGAACCCGUGGUCUGAUGACGAGUCCAAUUCUGCCAGCGACCUGGACGCAGAACCAAUCAUCCCCAGAGAAACCAAGUCACAGAGAGCAUCUGCUUCAAAGCCAAAAUACACCUUCGACUUCUCAGAGGAGGAAGGCGAUGAUGAAGAAAAUGGCAACGAUGACAUGGCUUCCUCACCCAUACGGUCGUAUAAGGAUGAACUUCCUGCAACCAAUACUGACGAUGAAGAUGAUGCAGACACCUUCUCUCCAUCCAAGCAAAGAAACUUGCCUGAACUUGAAGCCAAGAACAAAACCACCAGCAGCGUUUUUUCCUCCUAUAAGUCCAACUUCUCCGAAAAGAGUGAUGACAGUGACACCUUGAAAUCUGACGCUGAGGAUGAUGACAAUCCUGUCUUCUCCUCGUUCUCCAGCAGCUCUGCAUUUGAAAAGUCUGUAAAGCAAGCUGCAGCUAAAAAGCCAGCAGCUGCUGCUCCAAAACCCAGAAAGCCACCAGCACCAAAAGGCAAGAAACCUGAUAAAUCCGUCUGGGACUCGGACUCAGACACAGGCUUCAAGUCACAACCAAUAACCAGUAAAGGAAAAGCACGAGGAAGGAAGAGGAAGGGCUCUGACUCUGGUGAUGACGAGUUCAGCCCUGUGAAAAAGACUGCGAAGCCUGUAGCACGGAAGCCUCAGAAGCAGCAGUCCGACGAUGAAGAUGUCAUCAACAGUCAGAGUAGGACGAAGACAUCAACCACUGAGCGAGUCGGGCGUGCCAAGAAAGAGUUGAAGUACUUUGAAGAGUCAGACAAUGAAGAAGACGACGAUGGAGACAUGUUUGACUGAAGUGCUCCAAACACUCUGUGUUCUCACAGGCUUUUGUACAUUCAAGUUCCUUUUUUAUUUUUCAAUUCUGGUGAAGUUAACUAUUUUGUCUGUGUCAGUGUUUUCACAUUUUUUAUUAUGUGUUUACAAGUUUCUUUUUCUAAGCUCAUUGCAAUGUUCCAUGUUUGUCCUGACCAGCUUUUAGAAGUUUAGAAUGCUGUGAUCGAGCACAUUUAACUGUUCAGGAAAUAUGUUGUAACUUUUUGAACCUGAAGUUGGAAGUAAACCGAAAAAUGUCUCUGCUAUGGUCAUCUUGCC